CAGAAGGUACAGUAAAAGAGCAAGCUAACAGCAGCAGGCCAGCUAAUAACUGUCGGGACAUUUGGCUGGGAGUGACAUUCACCCGAGGACACAUGCUGCGAUUGACUUUUUAAAAACUGUAUUAAAGCAGCUUUGUCUUUGCUGCGUAAUUUCCUUAAUUUGACUCUCAGAAUCGAUCUUGUUGAUUGUUGAUAGUCCUACCGUGACACGACACUUACAUUUGCAUACGAGUUUCAUUUCCCCAUAAGCAUCAAUCAGUGGGCUGCUUAAAUAUUUUAACUGAAAUAAAGAUAGUGAAACACAACAGAAGUUGUGUUAACACAGCACCCUGUUACGUUUCAAGUUAUCUGUAACAGCAUCACUGUUCGCUCGAUUUAAGUGUGCUUGGUUUGAUAGCUGCUGUGUUUUCUCCUGACGUGGAGCGCCGAUAAGUCACGCUCCCAGCCGCUCAUGUUGUUUAUAACCUCUGUUAUGGUCCCAGGACGUGUAUUGUUUUAUUAGAGCAAACAAAAGAGAGGGCUGUGUACACACUAUAACAGCUCAGAGGAAAGUAGCAGCAGCAGCAAAAUCACUGUAGUUUGACUUCCUGUUUUUGUGUAUCUUUGCGUGCAUGUAAGGAGGUUUGAUUGUGACUUGGUGAUUUUCUGAGACCAAACUUGUAUUUCGCAAUCACAUUUUCAUCAGAUAAUGAUGUUAAAACGUUUACAUAUUCUCCCUUCCUAUAAACUUUAAACAGUGAGCCAUUUUUCAGUGUGUUUUCUGUGUUUUAUUACUUGGGGACACACCUGCCAAACACAGGCACAUAUUUAGUUGUAGUUCUGUGAGUCUGCUGUUGGGUUUGUACUUGUUUUGCAUAAACAGGAAAACCCCAGUUUGCCGAUAGACUGCUUUAGUGUAUUUACACACAGACCUGUGGGUGUUUUACAUUUAUCCUGCUUAAUCAUAACCAUCACCAUAACCACUUCUCUCUUCUGAGAAUGUCAUUUUGCUCAUAUGAAAUAUCUGUUUAACGUGUUUAGUCACUGCUAUUCUUAUAAACCCUUGUAGACCUUCCACUUUGCCCAUUGCUUAGCUCCUAACCUAUUUAUAGAUAUUCAUCAUGCAGCAGUGUGGUCCAGACAGAGAGACUGUGUCGACCCACGCUGUCAUAUCAGAAACACUGUACUGAGCACACAAGGAGCAAAAUAAUUCACCUCUGACAUUUCUGGUCUGCUGACUUUCUUUGGGAGUUAAAGCUCAUCUUUGUUUGCUGUAGUUGUUUUUGAGUGAACACUUUAGGUGUUCAGUGUCUUUCUGUGCUUUCCACUUACAGCCAUGAAAUGGAAAGUGAAAACUGUUUAGGCUGUAAAACCAUGAAUGGACUGUGGGGCUGAAACUGCAGAGUUGCACAGUUCAGCAUUUUAAUACUUUAGUUAUUGAAUUAGGAAGUUGAACAUGCCUCUGAUUGUGUCAGGAAUUACUGUGGGGAGAGUCUGGCUUCCAGGCAGUGACUUAAAGUUUGUAAAACAAGGCCUUCUCUUGUCAUAAAGCUGCAUAUGCAGAGCGUGCCAGCCUGCCGAGGAACAUGAUUGAGAACAGCAUGUUUGAAGAAGAGCCCGAUGUUGUGGAUUUAGCCAAAGACUCCACAGCCUUUCCGACGUUUCCUGCUCUUGAUCCAGAUGAAGUGACAUAUGAACCCCGUAGUUCACGGUUACUUGUGCGAGGCCUGGGGGAAAACGACAUGGAUGACGAUGAGGAGGACUGCGAGUCUUCAGCACGUUUGUUGGGCAUGUCUUUUAUGAACCGAAGCUCUGCUCACAGAUCCAACUCUUCUCCUUACACCAGACAGGCACCACCAAGGUCAUGUUCACGACCCUCAUCACGUACUAUAGUUGUAUGUGUGUUAUUCCUCGUGAUAGUGGCCUCAGUGACCAUGGUAUUCUACUUCCUACCUGGCUGCACCUUUACUAAAGCAGGUUGUCCUAAACCAAACAAGACCAAUCCCAUUGAGCCAGUCUACCCCAUCUCCACAAAUGGUGAAUUGUUUCCAUGGGCACAGCUCCGACUCCCUCAAAGCAUAAAACCUCUCAGCUAUGACCUCACCCUGAACCCCGACCUCGACAAAAUGACCUUCACGGGCAGAACUGUUAUCAGCAUGUCUAUACUUCACAGCACAAACCGCAUUGUAUUCCAUGGUGCUAAUUUCAACAUUACCAAAGCAACCUUCAAAUUGGGUGAUGGGCAGGCCAGUGAUGUGACUGUACUGGAAUACAAACCCAGACAGCAGUUAGCUGUUAAUUUCUCAGAGGAGCUGAAAGCAGGCCAGUACUGUGUUUUGACAAUGGAAUAUUCUGCCAACUUCUCAAACGCAUAUGACGGUUUCUACAAGAGCUUCUACACUGAUAAGGAUGGAAACAAAAGGGUCCUAGCAGCAACACAGUUUGAGCCGCUGUCGGCCAGGAAAGCCUUCCCUUGUUUUGAUGAACCAGCUUUCAAAGCGACAUUCCUGAUUAAAAUCAGCAGAAAAAAAACCUACAUGACUCUUUCAAACAUGCCCAAGGCAAAAUCCACAAAUCUCUCCAAUGGCCUUGUGCAGGAUGAGUUUGAAAAGACCAGUGUUAACAUGAGCACUUACCUGGUGGCCUUCAUCGUUGCUGACUUCACCCCUAACACCAAAAAUGUUUCAGAAACCCAGGUGUCAGUCUACUCUGUACCAGAGAAAAAUGGGCACACUGAGUAUGCUCUGACCAUAACCUCUAAACUGCUGGAGUUUUACAAUAACUUCUUUGACAUUAAUUACCCUCUCAAAAAACUAGACUUGGUAGCUAUUCCUGACUUCCUGGCAGGAGCCAUGGAGAACUGGGGGCUAAUCACUUUUCGGGAAACCACUUUGUUAGUGGGCAAAGAGUCUUCUCUCCUGGAAAAACAAGUGGUGGCUUCUGUCAUAGCACAUGAGCUUGCUCAUCAGUGGUUUGGAAACCUGGUGACUAUGAGAUGGUGGAAUGACCUGUGGCUCAACGAAGGCUUUGCCACUUACAUGGAGUACAUGUCACUGCAGGAAGUGUCGCCCGACCUGGAAACUGGUAAUUUAUUCCUCUCAGUGCGGUUCAGAGCCCUAGACAAAGAUGCACUAAACUCCUCGCACGCUGUGUCGACAGACGUUAAUACAACAGAACAAGUAGAGGAGAUGUUUGACUCUGUCUCUUAUGAAAAGGGUGCAUCCAUUCUUCUAAUGCUGAAUGCUUCCUUCUCCGGAGAUCAACAGUUCAGAAAGGGUAUCAUUGAAUAUCUCAAACAGUUCAGUGGAUUAAAUACAGACACUGAUGACCUCUGGAACAGCCUCACACAGACCGAUAAGUCCACGCACCACAUGAAUGUAUCGCAGAUGAUGACAUCGUGGACAUCACAGAAAGGCUUCCCACUGGUCACUGUGAACCUCAUGGGAAACCAGGUGACACUCGCACAGGAGCACUUCUUGCUCACAUCUGACAAUACCACGCAUACGUCAAGCUUGUGGCAUAUUCCAGUGACGUACGUGAACGACAGCUGUAGUUUGGCCCCUGAGUGCAGACAGGUUUUCACUCUGAAAAAUAAAUCAGACACAUUUAAGCUGUCAAAAAAUGUAACUUGGCUGAAGUUGAACUACAAAAAUACAGGCUUCUACAUAGUGGACUACGGAAAGGAUGGCUGGUCUGCUCUUGCUCAAGCUUUGAGCUCAAAUGUUGGCGUUCUUACACACGAGGACCGUGCUUCACUUAUACAUAACAUCUUUGCUCUCUCCAGAUUGGGACGUGUGUCCUUCCUGCAGGUCAUAAAUCUACUGAAAUAUGUCUCAGCGGACACUGAAACUUCUCCUGUGACAGAGGCCCUUUUACAGCUCAAUAAUAUCUACCGACAGCUUGAAAAAAGACAGGAGUCUAAUCUUGCAUCCCGCAUGAAGAGUUUUAUUAUGAGCAAAUUUCGUAAUCUGACGGCCAAACAAACAUGGGAAGAAGAAGAGAAUGUGUCCAAACAGGAGCUGCGCUCUGCUCUGCUGGAGAUGGCCUGUAAUCUGAAUGAUGAAAACUGCACCCAGCAGGCCACGUCCCUGUUCAAAAAGUACAUGGAGUCAAAUGGUACCCUCAGGAUUCCCGGUGAUCUGCAGCAGACUGUAUUUACAGUGGCUGGCCGGUCUGAUGAAACCUGGGACGCUCUUUUCAACAUAUAUGUGCAUGCCACGUACGAUUCAGAGAAGCGGAAAAUGCUAAAGGGACUAGCAUCCACUCAGAACCCACAACGUUUAGUACAGAUUCUGUCGUUUGGCCUGAGUGGACGUCUCAUUCAGACUCAGGAGUUGCCUUUGGUUAUCAGCACUAUGUGUCAGAGCUUUGCUGGUUGUUUGUUUGCCUGGGACUUCAUACAAGAGAACUGGGACCGCCUCAUAGAGAAGUUCCCUAUUGGCUCCUUUGCCAUCCAGACAAUCAUCAAAUCUGUUACCUCCCAGUCCUCCACACAGGCACAACUUAAUAAAGUGCAGGCUUUCUUCUCUGGUCUGAAGGAGCGUGGCUCUCAGAUGAGGAGCGUGCAGGAAGCUUUGGAAACCAUAAAGCUGAAUAAGCGCUGGAUGGACAGGAACCUGCCUACACUCCAAAAAUGGCUGUAACACGGAUGCUCCAACAAGUCUCCACCCCAGUAACAAGCAACUGGGCUGUUUCUUUGAGACAACAACAGUAUUUGCACUAUCUUAGGACUGUGUCCUUUACCUCCCCUCAUCCAGACCAGAGCGCUAAUCAGUGGUUGUGCUCUAGCUGGUUGGACAGGUUGUUUUAAUUUUUGAGAUUGGUCCUGUAAGUUGUACAUGAUAGCUCAGGGUGGAUCUGAUUGUGUGUGUGUGAUUGUGACAGGGGGUCGUCAGAUGCAAUACACACUCCUCAUGUUUUAUGCUGUUGACCAAACCUCUUCCGCAGUUCUCAUCUAAACCUCACGCCUGAGCAGACAAUCAUGCUUUCACCCACACUCCUUUGGCCCAACCACCUCUCAGGCACCUUUCAUCGUGAGCUGUAAAACGGCCACUUUAAAAUAAACUCAAUAGUAUGAUUAAUGUCAAUAUUACUGUGUAUGUGAAGAUGCAGCUGUCAGGGAUUUCCCAGCAAUGAUGAAUUUAAAUUAAUGUUACUUGAUAGAUAGGAUUAUCCUUAGAGUUAAAGUAACCACGUGUCUUUUUGUUGGAAGAAUAUCUACCUGUCAGCCUGUACUAAUUAUUCAUGCGAUCCCAAGUGUUUGCUAUACUAGUCAUGGUUGGGCUACAAGAUUUGUUCGUUGAUGAGUAGAUGCCAGUGUGUUGGUAUUGAAUGAAUGUACUGAAAAAAUAUCCCACUGUGUACUGUAGAUGAUGUACAAAAAAUAGUGCAGGUUUAAAAUGAUAGCCAUUGUGUCUUAGGUGAGAGCAGGCAGUGCACACUGGAGCUAAACAUUCAUUUCUUCCUUCCUUUCUAUCUCUCCCCCAAACUUUAAUCCCAGCCAAGCUUUAAUCAACAAUUUUUUUUUUCUUUUUAAAUUUGGAUCACUUGCCUGCAAUGAAGUCACUUUACAGACUCACUCUUUGUUUUUUCCGCUUGUAAAGUUGUAAUUAUAGUGUAAAUAUGCUCAACUUUUCCCUCGCCUAGCUUUCGUGUGUGUGUGUGUGUGUGUGUGUGUGAGUGAGUGUGUGUGUGUGUG
Molecule: messenger RNA, 5676 nt
Organism: Haplochromis burtoni (Burton's mouthbrooder)
Lineage: Eukaryota; Metazoa; Chordata; Actinopteri; Cichliformes; Cichlidae
Gene: lnpep
Product: leucyl/cystinyl aminopeptidase
Exons: 22
Coding region: 1565-4621 (1018 amino acids)
Biological process (GO): proteolysis; peptide catabolic process
Cellular component (GO): cytoplasm
Molecular function (GO): metalloaminopeptidase activity; zinc ion binding; peptide binding
Source: RefSeq, a predicted model, not a curated record